Aspergillus nidulans FGSC A4 is the source of this 1074-nucleotide messenger RNA. Its product is annotated as zinc-binding alcohol dehydrogenase family protein. The transcript is spliced from 2 exons. Lineage: Eukaryota; Fungi; Ascomycota; Eurotiomycetes; Eurotiales; Aspergillaceae. Gene Ontology annotation, molecular function: oxidoreductase activity; oxidoreductase activity, acting on NAD(P)H. Bases 1 to 1074 code for a protein of 357 amino acids. The record is from RefSeq and is a predicted model, not a curated record. Gene Ontology annotation, biological process: secondary metabolic process.
AUGCACACCAAAACCCACCUCGCCGCGUUCACCUGCGCUGAAGGCCAGCCUCUUCAGCUCCAAGCCCGCCCUACCCCAUCCCCAGGGCCAGGCGAGCUCCUCGUUGCUGUCAAAUCUGUCGCCCUAAACCCAGCAGACGUGAUCAUGCGCAAUCAAGGCCUCUUCAUCCAAUCCUACCCCACAGUCACCGGCUUCGACACAGCAGGGCUGGUCCUUGCGGUCGGCGACGAUGUCCCUCCCCCGUUUCGACAAGGCAUCCGCAUAGCCGCCUACGCCUCAUCGGUGUGGAAAGGAUGCAGUCCAGACUAUGGCGCAUUCCAGGAGCGUUGUCUCGUUCCCUGGCAGCAUGCUACUGUCCUUCCAAAUGACAUAUCCUGGCUGCAUGCGGCAACACUGCCCGUCGCCGUGCAGGUACCAUUGAGCGCGUGGGAUACUAUGAAUAUUACCCAAGCGCGAGGAACGACGGCCGUUACCGCUACCAAAAGAGAAGCUCUUCUUAUUUGGGGCGCCUCCUCCAGCGUCGGCACCAUGGGCGUGCAAACGGCACGGCUGCUGCGGGACGAUUCCCAUACUUCCAUCGCAGCCGUAUAUGCUACUGCCGGGGCUGCGAAUAUCGAAUAUGUGUCUCUGCUGGGCGCGGACCGGGUAUUUGACUAUAAAGACUCGCAGGUCGCGAACGCCAUCAUAUCGGCCGCUAGGCAGGACGGGCUCGCCAUCUGGCAUUGCUUUCUUGCCACGGGGGAUCUGCGAAUCUGUCAGGCUGUGCUGAGGGCAUUCCUUGGCGGGGAAAAGACAACGAUGAUUGCGUCAGCACCCCCCAUCCCCUCGGACGCGGAAGUCGUCAAGGGGAUUGAGACUCUAUUCCUCGUGCCACCAAUGGAGGAAGCGCAAAGGCUGGAACAGUUCCGGAACUGGAUGGCAUGGCUAGGGGAGAGCCUUGCUAGGGCAACUAUUCGACCUAGUCCGGAGCCCAAUGUUGUGGGAAAGGGCUUGGGGGCGAUCAAUGCUGGGUUGGAUAGACUGCAACAGGGAGUAAUUUGCUGGGCUUACUGUAUCGUUAUCAUCUAUUUUUAA